GGACAAUACUCUGACCGUAGAGCCUUGGGAGGGCAGUGCACAAUAUCAGCCAACGAUAGGCGAACAGCUGAGUGGAGAGUUGAUUCAGAGAAUGUGGUCAGCAUCAGCCACAUCAACAUCUUCUACAGGACAGGGAACUAUCCCAGUCCCGGCCUUUACUAUGGUCGCUUUGCUGGAUUUUUUGUGUAUAUUUCUAAUACCACAAGAAGGCAGGACGGCCAUCUUUGUUUCCAUGAGUUACAACAAGUGGACAGAACACCGACAGAGAACCAGACAAUAAACUGUCCUGUACAUGGACGUUACGUCAUAUACUACAACGAGAGGAAUCCGAAUGUGACAUAUCCAAGUUUCUAUUCUACAUUUGCAUACAAUGAACUAUGUGAAUUGGAAGUUUAUGGGUGCUUAAACAAUGGGGUGUAUGGAGAGGAUUGUAACCAAACAUGUCCUGACAAAUGUCAAGAGCAGAGGUGUAACAUCACCACCGGCCAUUGUCUGGGCUGUGUACCGGGCUAUCAAGGAACUCGCUGCAGUCAAGCCUGUAAUCAGUAUAGUUAUGGGCUUGGCUGCGUUUUAUUAUGUGGUAACUGCAGUGAUGGCGACCCCUGUCACCACGUGACCGGGGAAUGUAUAAGUGGAUGUAGUGAGGGGGUGACAGGGGAGAAAUGUCAGACUGAAUGUUCUGUGGGGUUUUAUGGAAAGAAUUGCGGUCAGAGAUGCAGUGAGAAUUGCUUUGUUACAAACAGAUGUGACCUGUUUACAGGGGAGUGUAUGGGGAAAUGUAAGCCAGGUUGGGAGACACCCAGAUGUACACAGAAAUGUGAGGGAGGUAUGUAUGGCGAUGACUGCCAUCAGAUCUGUGGACACUGUCUCAAUGGAUCAUAUUGUCACCACGUGAAUGGAACUUGUGAAAAGGGGUGUUCUCCUGGAUUUCAUGGGGCGACAUGUUCGACAGAGUGCUCUCCAGGAUACUUUGGAAUAAACUGCAAGGAAAACUGUAAGGCUUAUUGUGGUGGAAACAAAACAUGUGACGUCAUAACCGGUGUUUGUGAUGAGGGCUGUAUAGAGGGGUUACAAGGAUCUCUUUGUAAUGAAGGAUCUGUACUUAGCAGAACUGCCUGUGACACCUGUGAAACCAACACUACUAGUAUCAUUAUAAGCAUUGUGAUUUCUUUAUUCCUUGUUCUGACCGGAAGUAUUCUUAACUUUAUCAUAUGGAAGAGGAAAAAUGGUACGUAUAUAUAGAUUGUCUUUAUUUCUCCUUAAAGCAAAACACAUCAAAGAUCAAGAUGAAGAACGUGGUUGCUCCUGGAAGUACAGGAAAAUCAACAACUGGUGAAGGAGACGGAUCCGAUUAUACAGACCUAGGAGUUCUAGAUAAAGCAAACACAUACGAAGAACUUUCUCAUUAUACCGAGGCUGUUGAUAAAAUACAAGACGAUUUUCUGAAGUAGGGGGGCCGAUGUUGGAAUUACAAAGUGAUAUGAACAGCAUGAACAACACACUCCUAUGUUUUGCAACAUACUGCAGCCAUGCAUGCAUAUUUGAGUUUGUUUAUUACGUAUUUUUAAAAUGUUGAUCUUAUCUUGAGGUUUAAAAUUCAAAACAGUACUUCAGCAUAGACAACUAUAAAGUAUACUUGAUAUAAUGAACCGCAAAAUUUCCCUAUCAGAAGCAUAUUUGUAAUUGACCCCCCCAAAUAAUGUUUUUUUUCAAAUAACAAUGGAUCUUAACUUAUUAUGUGUUAUACGGCGGAUGUGAACGGUCGCUAAGGUAAGAUCACUCCGGUCCUCACUAGCGCCUGAAAAUCCAUUCAUCAUAUGUUUAAGAGGUCCUUACAUGUACUAGAGGUCCCAAUUUGCUCUGCUCCUGAUUUCUGUUGAUUGAUUGUACACACAAGUACUCUGAAGUUGACAUCAAAAAGAAGCUUGUGUUUCUGAUUCACAAUAUUUAUGUUAUUUUUGGAGACCAGAUAUUCCAACAAUAUAUUGGAGUUCCCAUGUGUACCAAUUACUCCCUGUAAUAAGCAGAAAUAUUUUUGUAUUCAUAUGAAGCAGAAUAUAUUCAAAAUAUUAUAUGUGUUACGAAAACACUUGCUGUGGCCUUCAAUUUGUCGUAUUGUCAAAUAACAAUAGAUAUUUCCAUACUUACGUCGAUUUGAUACAUCCUGGUGAGAUUGAGAUAAAAGAUACAACAGAGUUUGACAAAUCCGUUUCAUACUUAGAUAUCUUGCUUAAAAAGACGUUAAUAUUAACCUAAAAUCCAAGCUCUUUAAUAAAAGUGAUGACAGAAACAUCAUUCAUCAAUGUAUAUAUCCUAAGCAGCAAUAUACCUUGAUCACCUGCUUAUGGAGUUUAUAUCUCUCAGUUGAUUGAUACGCAAAGGUAUUCUCUAUCUCUGUGCUAUUUUAAAAAGGAGGUAAGUUAUUGACAAACAAACAUAUUGAUGAAACAAGAAUAUAAUCAGUCUCCUUUGAAAUUAUCAUUUUAGGUUCUAUAGUCCAUUCAAUGACCUUGUUAGCAGAUACAAUUUAUCAUGAGGUAGAAUGCUGACUGACGUUUUUCAUAAGAAUUGUUAUUCAAUUAUUUUCACACCUUGUUGACGACGAUUUUUAUCCUUAUUUCCCGAUCACGACAAGGAGCACACGGCGGGUGUGAGUAGUCUGCAGGGAUCACCGAAUAUGGAAUAAUGAAUGAUCCAUACAGCUGAUUUUGGGUAUUUUCCGUAACAACGGGACCAAACUGAAAAUAUAAUCUACAAUGAGUGACUUAAACGAGACAUUCAAUAACAUAAUGCUCAUUAAUAAUAUUAAUUGGGAACAAAAUGUGCCCUUAUGUGUGGGUGUAAGAAUACUGGAUACUUUUCUUAUAUAUACUUAACGUUUUUUACGAUGAUCAAGAUAAGGAGGUUGUACAAAAAUUAAACAGGAAGUAUUUCGUAAGUUUUAUGAUCGAUACAAUGACCUUUUCAGCAAAUACAACUUAUUAUUGAGUCAAAUGCUGACUGAGGUUUUUCAUACUUACUGUUAGUCCAUUAUUUAUACACUGAAUUGAAGACGGAUUUUCCCGUUAUUUCCCGAUGAUGACAAGGAGCACACUACGGAUGUGACCGGUCAGCAGGGGACGCUCACUCCUCCAUGGCACCGGAUCCCACCUCCGAUGUUUUGGAGGUCCUUACUUGCUCUGAUCCUAUUUUCUAUUGUAUUAUGGACUUUUGAUUUUGAAUACUGUUCGUUAUCUUCAUGUGUUUCAUCUAUUAAACAUUU
Messenger RNA from Saccostrea cuccullata (small rock oyster), 3262 nucleotides. Its product is annotated as cell death abnormality protein 1-like. The annotation marks the transcript as partial. The record is from RefSeq and is a predicted model, not a curated record. The transcript is spliced from 11 exons. NCBI's taxonomy places the organism in Eukaryota, Metazoa, Mollusca, Bivalvia, Ostreida, Ostreidae. Gene Ontology annotation, molecular function: scavenger receptor activity.